CGUCUGUAAGGAGCCUCACCAAGUCGCCAUAUCGCCAGCCUCGCAUCGCCUCGCUCUUCCACGCUGCCAGAUCUGCAUCCAGUGCGCGUCGCCCUGCCCCGGACACGCCCGACGCCGCUCCGGCCUCAACUCCUUGCGCAACGUUGCCCUAGGCCCCAUCCCAUCCAAGCAGCCCCAGGUAGCCGCAUCCAACGCCCAGCAGCCACCUGUAACCUCGACAUACACGCCCACAACCCCCGCGCAAUCCUCCUGCGAUACCGCACACGCUCGCGCUGUUGAUGACCGCCCGGCCUUGAGUCCACCAUGGCGUCGAUAAUGGGCUGGUGGGCAGUCGGCCAGCUACUCAAGCGCGAUGCAUCCGACGCAGACCCGGACGACGAGCCAGAGGCUGGCCAGAAGGAGAUAUUCACAUCAUGGGCCCUGUCCAUCCUGAUUAUGCUCCUCAUAAUAGCCCUCUUUACGAGCUACAUCUUACACACGCGGAAGAUCCAGGCGGUCCAUGAGACAGUCCUGUCGAUUUUUGCUGGAAUGGUCGUUGGCCUGCUGCUGCGCCUGACAGCAGUCGCUUCCGUGCGAGAUGUCGUCAGUUUCGAUUACCAGAUGUUCUUCAACUUGCUCCUGCCUCCCAUCAUCCUCUCGGCCGGCUAUGAACUCCAUCAAGGCAAUUUCUUCCGACACAUUGGAACCAUUCUCACCUUUGCCUUCGCUGGCUCUUUCAUAUCCGCCUUAGUGCUUGGCAUCAUCCUGUUCCUGUGGACCAGGAUACCUCUUGAUGGCUUCAAGAUUAACUUUGUCGAGGCCAUGUCUGUUGGCGCUACCCUCUCGGCCACUGAUCCCGUUACCAUUCUUGCCAUCUUCGAUACGUACAAAGUAGAGCCCAAGCUAUACACCAUCAUCUUUGGCGAGUCCAUUCUCAACGAUGCCAUCGCCAUCGUCGUCUUCGAGACUGCACAAAAGUACAAGGACGGUGCUGAGUCUCUGGGCUUCAUGAGCCUCUUUGAAGCCGUAGGCAUUUUCCUCGGCGUCUUCUUCGGAAGUCUGUUUAUAGGUGUCAUGGUCGGCAUUGGUGUGUCUCUGAUGCUCAAGUUCACCUAUGUUAGGCGCUUCCCCAAGACUGAGAGUUGUCUCAUCAUACUCACCGCAUACCUGACAUACUUUCUGUCCAAUGCUAUCCACAUGUCUGGUAUCGUCUCUUUGCUGUUUUGUGGUAUUUGCAUGAAGCAUUACGCUUACCACAACAUGUCAAGACGGACCCAAUUAACCACCAAGUUUGUCUUCCAGGUCACCUCCCAGAUUUCGGAGAACUUCAUCUUCAUCUACCUAGGCUUGUCCCUCUUCACUGAUGACAAGCUGGAUUACAAGCCCCUCUUCAUCUUGAUUACCGUAUUCGGCAUUUGCGCCGCUCGCUGGUGCGCAGUGUUUCCUCUUUCAAGGCUCAUCAACUCUGUCACUAGAUAUCGCCAGCGCCGUCGCGGCGACGAAGUUGCGGAAGAGAUACCUUAUCCUCACCAGGUCAUGAUCUACUGGGCAGGCCUGCGUGGUGCUGUAGGUGUUGCGCUUGCCGCAGGUCUCACAGGUAACAACGGCGACACACUGCGAGCCACAGUGCUCGUCGUAGUCGUUCUGACUGUCAUCAUCUUCGGCGGUACCACUGCACGCAUGCUAGAGAUUUUGGGUAUUCGCACCGGAGUAGUCGAGGAGAUAGACAGCGAUGAUGAGUUCGACAUUGAGGUCGUCAAUGGCGGCACGUACACACGCAAACAGGGUCAAGCUUAUGGCAACACUCCACGUCCCGGCCAAAAUGGCUUCUCACUCAACAAUGUCAACGGACCCGACGCUACCUACUCUAGUGGGUCAGUUAGCCGAAGUAGUCCACCCACACGACCGAACGGCGCUAUGCGACGCAACUCGAGCCAUCCACGUGCUAGAGAUGGCGCAGACCAAAGUCUCCUCAGCCCAGCUGAUAGCGGCUCUGCCGAUGAGGAUGACAUCGAUCUUGACCUUCCUCCCAGCGCACGCCGCUCGCCCAACCGCGGCCCGUCGCCAUUAAUGGGCGAUCCAUCCCCGUACCCGACAUCAGGCAUAAGGCCGGUCGGCUCUGCGGCGGAGGGCUCGAGUAGGGUUGCGACUGCCACAGGUGCAGUGAAGCAGCUCUUCAACGAGAUCAGCCACGAUCCUGCAAACGCCUUCAAGCAGAUCGAUGACGGCUUCCUCAAACCACAUCUGCUCCUAGACCAGGGCAAAGGUCCAGGGCCCGGUAAUGUUUGAUUGUAUGAGUAGACGGAUGGGAUACAAGCAUUCGUGGCGUUUGAGUCAUCUUUGGGAUUAGCAGCUAGCGACUUUGAUCGCCUGGCGCAUAGCGUAGCAUGACUUCUUGAGUCAUGAUGAAGCGCAGUCACCGCUACUUUGGUUCUCAGAGUCGAACAGUAUUUUAUGUAGAUUGAAAUCAUAACACACAUCACAAUGCAUGGAGAGUGCGAGUUCGAAAUCGAAUACCAACG
Molecule: messenger RNA, 2501 nt
Organism: Alternaria rosae
Lineage: Eukaryota; Fungi; Ascomycota; Dothideomycetes; Pleosporales; Pleosporaceae
Product: sodium/hydrogen exchanger 8 /H(+) exchanger 8
Exons: 5
Coding region: 304-2268 (654 amino acids)
Biological process (GO): vacuolar acidification; proton transmembrane transport; sodium ion transport
Cellular component (GO): early endosome; fungal-type vacuole membrane; late endosome
Molecular function (GO): sodium:proton antiporter activity
Source: RefSeq, a predicted model, not a curated record